Messenger RNA from Trematosphaeria pertusa, 3707 nucleotides. RefSeq lists its product as uncharacterized. The transcript has a single exon. The record is from RefSeq and is a predicted model, not a curated record. Gene Ontology annotation, molecular function: oxidoreductase activity, acting on the aldehyde or oxo group of donors; flavin adenine dinucleotide binding; sulfite reductase (NADPH) activity. Gene Ontology annotation, cellular component: cytosol. Lineage: Eukaryota; Fungi; Ascomycota; Dothideomycetes; Pleosporales; Trematosphaeriaceae. Bases 236 to 3490 code for a protein of 1084 amino acids.
CUUAUGCCCGUUCACCCGCCAAUCAUGGCCUCUGGAGGCAAUUGUGCAUUUCAAAUUGGCCUCGGCCCUCUUUGUGCCGAUGUCGCUCUGUCCAGACACUUUUCCUUCGAUUGAGCCGCCACGCGGAACCGCAUAGGAAGCCCACUCCAGGCCUCACUUCCUCUCACGCCUCGUGGGCAGCACAAAGAGUAGUUUUCUCGAGAGCUCGAUAGGCGUGAACGCAUUUCCCCCCAAAAUGCGUUUCCAGCAGACAGAAUCGGCAGGCCAAGGCGCCGAACAGCAACGAAAGCAGCCGAAGAGCUUCACGCAAAAGUCCUCGAGCCUACCGUUCGGCCAAGACAUCUCCCUAGAGUCAAUCAACGGCCCGACGUAUCUCACCGCGCAGACGCUCGUCCAACAAGUCGCCUAUACGCUCUCCGAUAAAAUCUUCGCCUACUCCGCCGAGUCCUUCGAUCUAGAUGUGGCAGUCAAGGACUGGCGAGAGAAGGGAGAGAAGAAUGCAUUCGGAUACCAGACUGGCGUUACUCCUUUAGAGACAAGGAAUGGUGCAGGGUCAAUUGCGCUGGGGUACAUGUUCUCCAAAGAUUUCGACCUGAAGAAGCGCCAUAUCCCGCAGUCAAUUGUCGCGUCUUCUGCGACUCUGCACUUCUUGCGCCCGGCGCUGGACCAGCUCUCACUCCUCUACUCGGUCGCGAACCCGCUCACGGCGCACAUUGCCGCUGUCGAUUACACUGCCAACUCUGAGGCUGGCCUGGUGACGGACUAUGUUUCCUCGCUGGCCCUUGCCGAGGAUCUGGGGCUCGGUCUCGUUUGCAGCCCGUCUGUAUUUGAGACGCAGCACAUGUCGCUCUUCGCGACCUUGCUCUCGAGCGUACUGCCCACCCUCCACACCUACGACGGUAUCAGCGUUGGGCGCGAGACGGCGAGAUUAGUGGAUACCCUGGACCAGGCGAGACUUUAUAGCAGCUAUCAGGCGGUAUUGAAGGCCGUUUCUGAGGUGGACAAGAAGCAUUCGGACAAUGCGGGACGUGUCGUACGUCUUCUGCAGGCUUUCAACGAUGAGUUUGGCGAGGAUUAUAGGCUCUUCGAUUACUAUGGCCACGAGGAACCUGAGACCGUCCUGGUCGUCUUUGGUACCGUGGAGGCAUCCUUGACAGCCCAGGUCGCCAACGCGCUUGCGAAGGACGGCGACAAUCUCGGCGUCAUCAAUGUCCGCGUGUAUCGCCCAUUCGUGGAGGAAGCCUUCCUUGAAACCCUGCCUAAGAGUACUAAGAACGUCGCAGUCCUUGGACAGGUCAAGGACGAGGCUGCCGUGUUCGACCCUGCUGAGUACUCGAGGCUGUACUCUGAUGUCCUGGCCGCCAUCCAGUUCGCUUUCGACAGGAACAUCGCGGUCACAGACAUCAAAUACUCGCGCGAACAAGUCUGGACCCCGAGCAACAUCCUAGAUGUCUUCCAGCAGAUCUACGGCGAGAAGACACAGUCCGAAGAGGUCCGCUCCUAUGUCAAUAUUCUGAACACGGCCGAUGUCCGUCAAUAUACGUUCUGGGAUCUGGACGAAUCGCCAGCUGUCAAUGCUCCCGUUGUGCUUGGAAAGCUCUUCUCGAGCGAUGCUUCGAAGAACGUCUUCGUGCGUACCGGACACGACAACCUUGUGCGCGGAGGCGCUGUUCGCACUGACAUCCGCAACGCCACCUACACCAUAGAGGCGCCGUACUCCGUUGAGCAAGCUGAUGUCACCUUUAUCGGUGACGAGACGCUUCUGAAGGAGUUCGACAUUCUGAACAGCGUCAAGUGCGACAGCUCGAUCAUCGUUAAGUUACCUGGCGUAAAGGACGAAGACAUCGAGAAGAAGCUUUCCCCUGCUUUACGCAAGGCCAUCGUGAGCAAGGACGUCGAACUUUUCUUGCUCGACCCAACUCUGUCGGAAACAGUUGCCGAAGACUCGACCCUGGAGACGUACCUCACCCAGAUAGCCUUCUUGAAGAUUGCGCGUGAGGACCUGCUCACGUCUGGCCUGUCCAAGCUGGCUGCCAUCAACGGCAACCCAGAGAUUUUCGAGAAGCUGUCCAGGGAACUAGAAACGGCCCUUCGUGAGAUUGAAGUGCCGGUCGCUUGGGCAACGGUUGAGGAGGACGUAGAGCCCAUCCAGCUUCCCUCCGACGUCAACGUGAACAGCUUCGCCGGCUAUGAUCGCACCGAGACCGAGCCUCCAUCUCUGCUCAAGACCUGGGCUAUUGCCGCCAAGGGUCUCGCCUUCAAGGAGGCUUACGGCACCGCGAAUGCGAUUCGCCCAGAUCUGGGAAUUAAGACCUCCAUUGUCCAUGUCAAGGAGCAUCGCCGUCUCACGCCACUCACCUACGACCGAAACAUCUUCCACAUCGAGUUCGAUCUAGGUAACUCUGGUCUUACGUACGCUAUUGGCGAGGCUCUCGGUAUCCACGCGGAAAACGACAAGGCUGAGGUUGAGGAGUUCAUCAAGUGGUACGGCCUCAACCCUGAAGAGGUCGUUGAGGUGCCUUCUCGCGAGGAUCCCAGCGUCCUGGUCAAUCGUACCGUGUACCAGUCUCUGCUGCAGAACGUAGAUAUAUUUGGCCGACCGCCCAAGCGCUUCUACGAGGCGCUUGCAGAGUUCGCCGAUGACGAGAAUGAAAAGAAGGAGCUGCUUACGCUCGGUAGCCCUGAAGGCGCUACAGAGUUCAAGCGCCGUGCUGAGGUCGACACCGUUACCUAUGCAGACAUCCUGCUCGACUUCCCCUCCGCUCACCCCUCCUUCCACGACAUCGUCCGCAUUGUCAGCCCCAUGAAGCGCCGCGAGUACUCCAUCGCCUCCUCGCAACACGUCACUCCCAACUCCGUCUCCCUCCUCAUCGUCACCGUCAACUGGGUGGACCCGCGCGGCCGCGACCGCUUUGGUCAAGCAACGCGCUACCUCAACGGCCUCAAGGUAGGCGCACCCGUCACGGUUUCCGUCAAACCCUCUGUCAUGAAACUUCCGCCGAAGACCACCGCGCCCAUUAUUAUGGCCGGUCUCGGCACGGGUCUCGCACCUUUCCGCGCCUUCGUCCAAGAGCGCGCCUACCAAAAGCAACACGGCCACGAAAUCGGGGAGGUCCUGCUGUACAUGGGCUCUCGCCACCAGCGCGAAGAGUACCUCUACGGCGAGGAGUGGGAAGCGUACCAAGACGCUGGCAUCAUCACGCUGCUCGGCCGGGCCUUCUCUCGCGACCAGCCGCAGAAGAUUUACAUCCAGGACCGCAUGCGGCAGACGCUGGCGGAUGUCCGGCGCGCAUAUCUGCAGAAGGAGGGUAGCUUCUAUCUUUGUGGGCCGACGUGGCCUGUCCCGGAUGUGACGGAGGUGCUGCAGGAGGCGGUUGAGGUUGAGCACAAGGCGAAGCAUUGGGGUGAGGAGAAGCCCAAGAAAGUGGAUAGUAGGAGGGAGAUCGAGACCUUGAAGGAAGACGGGAGGUAUGUGCUUGAGGUUUAUUAGAUGGGUGAUGAAGGCGAGAUGGGUGGGGAUUAGAGAUGGAUGAUCAGCGUGGUUUCUUAUAGAUCAAAUGCGUGUUUGCCCUUCUCGGUCUGUUAUCUUCCUGGCCGACUUCGCUUUCCUCUGCAGUAGAGAGAAAGAUGCUCUUAAACAAGUUGACGUCAUAGCCACCAGCGGAUUUAGAUCUGAACCUCUUCCGCAAUAAAUGUUAUCCAGGAAA